Cyclopterus lumpus (lumpfish) is the source of this 3128-nucleotide messenger RNA. It is a transcript of the gene socs9, whose product is annotated as suppressor of cytokine signaling 9. Lineage: Eukaryota; Metazoa; Chordata; Actinopteri; Perciformes; Cyclopteridae. The transcript is spliced from 2 exons. Gene Ontology annotation, cellular component: phosphatidylinositol 3-kinase complex. The record is from RefSeq and is a predicted model, not a curated record. The coding region runs from base 281 to 1939 and encodes 552 amino acids. Gene Ontology annotation, molecular function: 1-phosphatidylinositol-3-kinase regulator activity. Gene Ontology annotation, biological process: phosphatidylinositol phosphate biosynthetic process; intracellular signal transduction.
GUUAGCAGUUAAUUUAUCAAGCUAAUAUGAGCUAGCCGCAUCUUUUGUUAAGGCCAUUAGUUUAUUCAAGAAGAACCGGGAGCUCUGUCGUCGUAAAACUUCACAACAAUUGCUCGGUUGUUUUAACUCUAUGACCAGAAUGCAUGGACAAUGACAAUGAUGUCUCAAACAAGGGCUGUGGAUGGGAAACUACCUGCCAAAAGAUAACUGCACUUACAAAUCACCCAUUGGCAACUCCCUGGAGGGGCACAAGUGUUGCCUUUUCACCACAUAAUUUAUCAUGUCAUUACCAAAGGAGUCAGGGAACCGAGGUAAAGAUCGAGAGAGGGGGGCCCGUCCUAAGGUGAGACAAAGCCGGUCAGAGGAAAGACGCGAUCCAGGCAGUGGACGGAAAGGUGUAAAGGGAAAGAAAAAAGGCCUUUCUUCCCAUGAACCAGCAGCUGAGAGGCCUGUCAGUGAUGGCUUUGAGUAUGGUGAAAUGUUGAGUGACAUCGACUCCAAGGACCAAUCUUCCCCCUCACCUUUGAAGGAGAGUUUGAGAUGGCAGGGGUUGGAAGCCGCCUCAUUUGUAGGACAAGAACGGGUCACAUCCCGGCCAGGACUGGGAACAGUUAGCUCUGCUACAGAGAUACCUGGAGCCGGUGAAGGUGAGAGCAGAGGGUCAAGCAGCAGCCGCACUCUUCGGCAAAAAAUCCAAGAUGCAAUGGGGCAAUGUUUCCCAAUAAAGACGCACAGCGCGACGGCACCAGCACCAUCUCCGCAGGCUCUUUCCUCAACUGCCUGUGCCUCUUCGAGGCGCAAGAUCCACCUCAGUGAGUUGAUGUUGGAUGACUGCCCUUUCCCUGUAGGAUCAGAGCUGGCUCAAAAGUGGUAUCUCAUUAAGCAACACACAGCCCCCAUUACCCAGCCUCCCUUGCUUGAUUCCGCAGUAGUGUGCAUUGCCCCUACUGCAGUCAUGGCUACGGUGGUGGAAGACGUAGAUGACAGGUUGCGAGAGCGCAGGCGCAUCAGCAUCGAACAAGGUGUUGAGCCACCACCCAAUGCAGAGAUUCACACAUUUGAGGUGACGGCCCAAAUUAACCCUCUCUACAAGCAUGGCCCUAAGCUGGCGCAUGGUAUGAAUGAAUUAGCUGGGGCUGAGAGAGCCUCCGUUCAUCAUCAUCAGCAGCUUCUUCUCCAAAGACAGCAGCAGCACCACCAGCUUCUUCUACAAAGCUGCCUGGACACUCUGGAUGAGGUGGUGGCCUCUGCUUCUGCCUCUGCCUCUGGCCACACCUGUGACUCUGCCCCUGCCCACACCUGUGACUCUAUCCCCGAACCUCUGGUUGACUCAGAGGUUACAGCGACCAACGUGCCCUCUAGAGUCAUACUUACUCCAACUGAGGACCCCAAAUCUCACGAUGGCUACCGCAUUCACACUCAGAUUGAUUACAUUCACUGUUUGGUUCCAGACCUUUUGCAGAUCACCAACCUCCCCUGUUACUGGGGGGUGAUGGACCGCUACGAGGCAGAGACGCUGUUGGAGGGAAAGCCUGAAGGCACCUUCCUCCUGCGUGACUCUGCUCAGGAAGACUACCUCUUCUCCGUUAGCUUCCGCCGCUAUGGCCGCUCUCUACACGCACGCAUUGAACAGUGGAAUCACAAUUUUAGCUUUGACGUGCACGACCCAAGUGUCUUCCACGCUCCCACAGUUACAGGAUUGCUGGAACACUACAAGGAUCCCAACUCCUGCAUGUUCUUCGAGCCCUUGCUGUCCAACCCCAUCCAUCGCGCACAGCCCUUCACCCUGCAACACAUCUGCCGAGCGGUCAUAAGCAGCUGCACCACCUAUGAUGGCAUUAACAUGCUUCCCAUUCCAAAUACUUUGAAAAAGCACCUGAAGGAAUACCACUAUAAGCAGAGAGUACGUGUACGCCGAAUGGACACCUGGUGGGAAUGAAAAGAACGGACUAAAAGAAACUACUAAACCCAUUUUUAACAAUCCCCGAACUGAACUGAACUGAACUGAACUGAACGAGUCGUGUUCAUCACUCUAUCUGGCUGUGUUCAACUACACUGCAACAUAGUUAUUUAUUUUACCCUUGCUGUACAUGUCUUAACAAUUGUACUAAACCACAUUGAUGAGACGAUAUGUAAUCUCAUUGACCUUGCACACUAAAGUUCUUUAUGCUCAAAUUAAACAAAGUUAUUUAGAUCUGUGGUGUUCAGAGAAUUACCCUCACAUCUCCUCUGUGUUUCCAAGUGUGACUAAAUCAGCUUAAUUAUCCACGGUGGGGGAAAGUGUCCUAGUGUCAAUUGAGAUGAUUAUAAUAGAGUUGUUCAUCAGUCAUGUGCUGAGAAGGUGGAGAACAUACUGACACGGUUGUCUUCUUGUUAUUGAGGCGUUGGAGUGCACCACGAUUGAAGAAUGAUCCAUUGUUUCCACUUUGAGCCCGGGGCUCAUUAGAUGAGUUGAGAGGUAGUUGCAUAUGCAACCUGUUAUUAAAAAGUGAAAGUAAUGCUCACAUUAGUUUUCAAUGUUGUGGUUUAAAUGCAGGGAAAGAUGCAAAGUGUGAUGUUGCAUAACUAGCAGUUAAUUAAUAUCUUGUGCUCGGAUUCUACAUCCUUCAGCUGCUUUGUUUUCAGCUUACAUUAUGUAACCAUCUGUGGUUUCUGCUGUGAGGUGUGCAGCAAGUGCCAGCAGUCUUAAUUCGUUUUAAAGUAAAAGAUCAAUGUGGCCUUCAUGAACUUGUCAGCAGCAGGUGAAGCAGUUGUAUUAUCAGAAUACAGAUAAAGCCGAGAUAUUCACGGACCAUAUGUUGCUCGAAAUCUGACGGUGUUUUCGAAUUCUACAUCUAGUCUUCCUCAGUCCAGAGGGUUGGUCUGUCUUUAAAAAAAAGAAAUUGUUAAAAAUAAGUGUGCUGAAGAUUUGGAUCCUUAAAUGAGAAAAAAAAGUCACUGUUGCUUUACAUCCCGCUGUGCAUAUUUUAAAGAGAUGGGACACUAAUCCAUUCACUCAGUUCAAUGACAACAUUACCAUAAUUAAUUAGCACUGAUGAGUCCUAAUUAGCAAAUAGAACAAUAGGAGAAAUUAUGUGCUUUUUUCUGGAGCUUGACAUUAAGUCAGUUACAUAGACGCACAUCUAAAA